Camelina sativa (false flax) is the source of this 912-nucleotide messenger RNA. The record is from RefSeq and is a predicted model, not a curated record. Lineage: Eukaryota; Viridiplantae; Streptophyta; Magnoliopsida; Brassicales; Brassicaceae.
UGAAGUCUAGACUUCUCCGUCGUAUCAUAUGAUGGCUCGAUUCCCUCUCCUCUUCUCUACCGUUUCAUCUUCAUUUUCAUGGUAUUUUCAUCUCACCUUCUGAUGCAUUAAGUGCUAUUCCAAUCGCUACACUUCUCCAUCUUCAGCUUUGUAAGAGUUCUCAAUGAUUCCAAUCGUAAUUGUAACGGCGUGGAUUCUGAACGAGCUCAAACCUGGACGCCUUCACCAACGGGUGGUGGGUUGAUUCGAAAAAAUCUUAAAGGAAUGGGAAGGAUAUGAGCAUCCUAACGAUGGGGCAGUUGUGAAAGGUUUGCAUUUCAGAUUUUAUCACACUGAUGUUUUAACCAGGCAUAAUGGUUUCUUACAAGGCUUUUAUUUGUUUCUUUCUUGUGGUGAAAUUGAUUGGAAAACUUCAAGAUGAAACUGUAUUCCUGAAGAAAGGUCAUGGUGAGAAUGAGGAACUGUUUGAGUUCAAACCAGAUGAAGGUGGCACCGCCAAUCUCAACUGUGUACUUUGAGGUUGAUCUUGUGACUUACGACAAGGAAAGGGAAUCGUGGGACAUGAACACUGAAGAAAAGAUAGAUGCUGAUACUAAGAAGGAAGAAGAAAACUCCAAGUUUAAAGCAGGCAAAUAUGCUCUGGCGUCCAAGAGAUACGAGAAGGUAUAUAAUAAUAUGAACUGCCCGUUGAUAUGUGAGUUUUACAGGAGAGCGAAAGCAUACGUGGAGUUGGCUGAUUUAGACUUCGCUGAGUUUGAUGUCAAGAAGGCCCUUGAAAUCGAUCCUAACAACAUGUUCUCUCUCUUAGUCUUAUACACCUCUUAUCUAUAUCCAAUUUAGCCUUGAGUAGGUGGAUAGUUUUUUGCAAUGUCUUCUCAUACACUAAAGUCAACAUUGUAUUUGCUAUUUUAU